Molecule: messenger RNA, 1470 nt
Organism: Antechinus flavipes (yellow-footed antechinus)
Lineage: Eukaryota; Metazoa; Chordata; Mammalia; Dasyuromorphia; Dasyuridae
Gene: RPP38
Product: ribonuclease P/MRP subunit p38
Exons: 2
Coding region: 143-982 (279 amino acids)
Biological process (GO): tRNA 5'-leader removal
Cellular component (GO): ribonuclease MRP complex; nucleolar ribonuclease P complex; fibrillar center
Molecular function (GO): ribonuclease P RNA binding; ribonuclease P activity
Source: RefSeq, a predicted model, not a curated record
UUUAGGAAGGGGCGGGUCCUACGGAUGUUCACUCGGAAGCGACCUGGAAGCUGUAACCUGCUAAGCUGGAAGAACCUUGUACUGUGAGUCGGCUCUCCGUGCCCACGGGGCCGCUAGUUUUUGAUGUCAAAGAACAUUCGAGAUGGCUGCAGCAUCAGGGAAGGGAUCUAUACGAAAAGCAAAAUCAUUUACUGUAAAGACAUCGCUAAAUAACCCAUAUGCUAUCAACUGGAGUACUCUGGAAAGAGAUGAUAUGCACUUCAUAUUACAGACACUGGAAGAAAGAUUUAAACAUCUUGGACUUCAAAAGAUUGAGAAUCCAAAGAAGAAAAAACGCCCUUUUCCAAAAAGACAAACCAAAGAAAAGGUUACUACUGAUAAUGAUGAAGUUCUGAAGAAAAAAGAAACAGAAAUUAGCCAGAAAGUACCAGGAUGGACUCCGAUACAUAUCAGGAAACAACUUGCUAUUGGGAUUAAUGAAGUUACCAGAGCUCUAGAGAAAAAUGAACUUCUUUUAGUGCUAGUGUGCAAAUCUGUCAAACCUGCUAUGAUGACCUCCCAUCUGAUUCAGUUGAGUGUGAGCAGGGCUGUACCAGCUUGCCAGGUUCCUAGACUUAGUGAAAGCAUUGCACCUGUUAUUGGUUUAAAAUGUGUUCUAGCUCUGGGUUUCAAAAAGAACACUGAAGCUUUUGUUGAGGAACUAAAAGCUAUAAUUCCCAGGGUACCUAGGUUAGAUGUGCCAUGGCUUCAAAACAGAACUAAAGAUUACUUGGAAGAUACAGAAAAUGAAACUUUGGAAAUGCAAGAUGCUAGUAUUUUAGAAACCUCCUUUGAAGACCUUACUAAAAAUAAGCGAAAGCUUGUUGAAUGUCAGCAAGAUGCUUCUGCUGUAACUUUACAGCCCCUAAAAAUAAAGAAACUGAUUCCAAAUCCCAAUAAGAUUAGGAAACCACCAAAAAGUAAAAAAACUACUUUAAAAUAACAUGUGAAACAUAACUUGUAAAACAUUUUUUCAUAAUUAAAACUAAUAAAAAUGAAUUACAUGUGUCCUUGCCAUGUUGCUUGUUAAAAUGUUCCAUGUUAAAAAAAAAUAACUUUAGGGCAUGACCAUGUCUAGGUUUAAAUCAAUAUUUAAAUGUAUCAGUUAUUAAAAAACCUGAGUAUAAAAACAAAUUUUAAAUAAAUGUUCAAAACUAAUAUAAAUUUAAGAGGCCAGUAAAAUGCUGGUUUGUGAGAACAUCUGUGUUUCCUCAUACUUAGGAACCUAUGAAAAUCAUUCUGCCACCACAGACAUUGUUCUUAUUCAUAGUGCAUAUGAAAUUGGAUUAUAGCUGCAUUAUUCUUAUCCAAUAUGUUCAGCCAAAACAAAACUGGACUACAAAUAGUCUUCUGGAAACAAUCCACUUAGUUUUGAAAUUUGGGGUAUCAAUUUGUAUUGAACUUAACUGGUAAAUCAUUUGUAAUAAUUCA